UUUCCAUCCCGGGGCGAUGACGUAGAUGCGGACAGUCAACAGACGCACGCACGCACCGUCGGUCCGCACCGGAGCUACACCGGGGCCAAGGUUUCUCUCUUUCUCCCGCUGAAUGUGCAUUUUGGCGAUCUGUUUAACGUCGUUUACACGAGGCGGCCGGAAUACAGUGUUUACACGCAGCAGAUGAGACUGUUUGUGGCGGUUUUUUUUGCAUAGGAGCGCGCUCCGGAGUGUGACGCCUGUUUUUAUUUGUGUUCACUGCGACACGGAGAGUGACAGAGCAGGACUACUCCUGUUAACAUCUUAAACACACGACUGGAGCCUUAAACAUGCUGUUUCACCUCAGUUCGUUGGCUUAAAGAGUCAGUUUUAGCACUUUAGUCGUCUCCCUGUAGGAGGACAGGCCGAUGGAGGAAGCCUCAUCAUCACCAUCAUAAUCUUCAUCAUCAUCUCACGCCUGGUUAUUAUAAUCUAAUGUUUCAGAUUUAAAAACAUCUGUCAGUGCUUAACUCAUUCUUAAAAACGAUAAGAGGAAAGCAACAGUGUUAAUGUUGGGCAGGGACCUCAAGUGCUCAAUGUUGUCAACAUGAUGUGAGAUAUUCUCUUUUAAAGCGGAUUAAACUAAUUCAGAUUGACUUUGAAUGAUGGUGUAGGUGUAUAGGACUUUGUUAGGACUGCUAAAGAAAACAAUCAAGACAGGAUAGAGUGAAAUGCCUUAUGCAAUCCUUUAAAACAAUACCAGCGAUCGAAUGAAUGAAAUGUAUAAAUGAGAGAAAGAUAAGGACCAUCAUUUAUAGACAGCUAUGAUGUGAGGUUUUAGUAUGCAAUGCACUUAUUAAGGAGAUACUGAACUGGGUUUGAGAGGAUUGGAUUGUUUUGAAGGUGUUGAGGGAACUUCUGUUGGUUUUAACGGACAGUGGAGUGUGCUCCAGCUCUUUGGAAAUGAGAAAAUGAAUUGCGAGGAACAGGUUGUAGAUUUGUGCAAUGCUAUAGAUUUGUGCAAUGUGCCUGACAGCACUAUAUCACCCCCCACGGACGAGAUCCUUCCCCGUGACGGCCUCCUGCUGUCGGAUGGAGACCAGGGCCAACGGGACGCUGACGUCCUGAGCAGGUUAAAAGAUGUCCAUCCCAAGGAUGAGGAUCCCAUGGAGCUCAAAGCACCGCAGAGUAAAAGCAACGGCUCCAUAGCUGUGUCAGCUGACCCAGUUAACGUUUCUGCUGGAGAUCUACAACAGAAUAUUAGCACGUUUGAGGAUCCACCGGUGAGCAGGUGCUCUGUUGGAGAUGAUGGUGAUUAUGGUGAGAUGGAUAUCGGUGUUGAUUUAAGUUUGGAUGAAAAUGGCGUUUUGGAGUUCGAGCCAACGGCUCAGACUCAAUAUGAGGAAAGUGCCUCUCAUUGUGAGAACUCCUUAACACCAGAAACUGUCAGAGAACUGAAUCCACAGCAACCUUUGGAAGAACAUCCUGAAGCUGUGGCUUCAGAAACUGUCUCAGCGACUGAGCCUCAAGACAAUGGAUCUGGGAGUAAGCAUGGGUCCAAAAAGGUGACCUUUCCGUCAGACGGAGACAUCAUCUCGGGUGCAGUUGAGCCGAAGGACCCUUGGAGACACGCCCAGAAUGUGACGGUGGAGGAGAUUCUCAAUGCCUACAGACAAGCAUGCCAGAAGCUCAACUGCAAACCAAUCCCUAAAGUGCUCAAACAGAUCCAGGACUUAAAAGACCUGACACAGCGAAACGAGUGCCUAGAUCUCAAAGGAGAGAAGCUGGACUAUAAAUCAUGUGAAUCUCUGGAGGAGAUCUUUAAGAGGGUGCAGUUUAAAGUGGUGGAUCUGGAACAGACAAACUUAGACGAGGAUGGAGCGUCUGCUUUGUUCGAUAUGAUCGAGUACUAUGAAUCCGCCACUCAUCUCAACAUCUCCAGCAACAAGCACAUCGGCACACGCGGCUGGCAGGCCGCCGCUCACAUGAUGAGGAAGACGAGCUCUCUGCAGUACCUGGACGCCCGUAACUCCCCGCUGCUGGAUCAUUCGGCUCCGUUCGUGGCCAGAGCGCUGCGGAUCAGCGGCAGUCUGACCGUCCUGCACCUGGAGAACACCUGCCUCUCCGGACGACCGCUCAUGCUGCUCGCCACAGCCCUAAAGAUGAACAUGAAUGUCAGAGAGCUGUAUUUGGCCGAAAACAAGCUGAACGGUCUGCAGGAUUCGGCUCAGUUGGGGAAUCUGCUGAAGUUUAACUACAACAUCCAGAAUCUGGACCUGAGACACAAUCAAAUACUGGACUCAGGGUUGGCGUAUAUAUGUGAGGGUCUGAAGGAGCAGAGGAAGGGUUUGGUGACUCUGGUGCUCUGGAACAACCAGCUCACACACAGUGGCAUGGGAUACCUGGCCGCCGCUUUGCCGUUCACUCAGAGCUUGGAAACACUGAACCUCGGUCAUAACGCAGUGGGGAACGAAGGAGUGCACAAACUAAAAGACGGACUCAUAGCAAACCGCUCCAUCCUCAGGCUGGGUCUGGUCUCCACCAAAGUCACCUGUGAAGGAGCGGUGGCUAUCGCUGAGUUCAUCGCUGAGAGUCCGAGGAUCCUCCGGCUGGACAUGCGUGAGAAUGAGAUCAAGACCGGAGGCCUCAUGGCUCUCUCGCUCGCCUUUAAAGUCAACACAUCGCUGCUCCGACUCGACCUGGACCGAGAGCCCAAGAAAGAGACGCUGAAGUGCUUCAUUGAGACACAACGCGCCCUGCUGUCAGACAUUCAGAACGGCUGCAAGAGGAACUUCAUCCUGGCCAAAGAGAAGGAGGAGACGGAGCAGAAGAUGAGGCAGUCAAUCUCAAUAGCCGAAAUCGCCAUGGAGGACCAGACUCAAGAGGAUGAAGAUGCAUCUGCUGAGAAAAGCGAAGAAGAAAACUCUGCCAAUCAGAGAGACGCAACCAAUGAUGGCAGUGCAUCUGAGAGCCAAGAGGACAACGGUCAAAAACCGUCACUGCAAGACGACUCUGACUCGGAUACAGAGGAUGAGGAUGCAGCCGAGGAGCCGAAAGCUUCUGCGAACACCACAUCUCCCAUAGAGAUUCCUGGAAUAAACGCCUGUAAGGCCGUGCCCUCGAUAUCUCCUCUACCGGGAUCUCCAGUGACCGAAGCUAGCACUGUCCCCAAACCCCCAUCGUCUCCUAGCCGCUGCUUUUCAGUGUCUAGUCCCGGCAGAGGACACAAAAUCUUUAUGGUAACCCGUGUGGAAAGCCCUCCAGAGCAGCAACAGAUGACUGUAUUGGCACAAGGCGUAAGCGAGGGGGCAGCAGAGAGCCAAACAUGCACACAAACUAAUAUAAAAGCACCUUUAGAUGCACCUUCACAAGUGCACGAGCAGAACCCAACAGCAUCUGAGCUCAGCGCGUUAACAUCAGAAACAUCACCUGCACCUGUAGAACCGCUCAACACAUCCAUGUCUUCACUCGCGGAGAAGCAGGAGAAGCUGAAGGAGUCUCAAACUUCAAAAAGCCAGGAUCAGACUCAGUUAAAGCAACAGUUGACUGUAAAUACAAACACACAAAAAACACAAGAGACGCUAAAUGUGGGCGAGAAGAACCAGACGUUCUGUUCCCACACCGAGUCUAGUCCCAUCCAAACAGGACAAUCCCAGGAUGAGACGCUAAGCCAAUGUCCAGAACAGCUGCAGGAAGUUCGUCCAGUUGGUAACGGAGAGAAACCAGUGCAAUCUAGUGAGCAGCAACAGGUGGAGGUCACAGCAGGUCACGAAGCCCUCGGUGAGGAGGAAGCGGGAUCUCCUGACGAAGGUCAUCCCACUAGGAGCACAGGAGCAGUGCUGCCCAACGGACUGAAGACAGAAUUUGCCUUUCACCUGCUCGAACCCAAGGGACCCAAGCCAGCCAGCUGUAUCAUGGAGCAUGUGAGCGUGACAGCAGAGCUGAGCUGCGGGCAGGAUUUAGAGGAGCUUCUCCUUGAAGCCAGUCUGGACACCAGCAGAGAUGCACCGUAAUGCUGUAACCAAGGAUCCACACGCGCAGGGAGAAUCAGACGGGCCGGUUUGUUCUCGCCACAUGCCAUCCGCUUAUAUUCCUCGGGUCUUUUCCGCACAUUUUCCAAGUGUUGCAAAAGAACACAGAGGACUCUAACCAGUGUCCAGCUUUUAUUGAAAUUAGAAGAAAUCUCUUCUGCGAUUUAAACGUUUGCCGUGAAGUUAUACGUUCACCGUUACCAAAGACGCACACGCAGAGAAACACACACACACACUUGCUAACCGGUGACUUUCUUCUGUUCAUCCCUGUUAUGCUGUUGACUGUGGCGCGUCGCCCCCUGGUGGACUGGAGGUUAUAAUGCAGUACAGAGACUCGCUGGCUGGAACACGAUAAUCGUCAAGCAGACGGACGUUACUGCGAGUCUCUGUGUGCGUUUUUCGUUAUCAGUGUCUCAAUAACACACAAAAAAGACUUGCACCAAAGCGAAAUCUGCUUUCCGUUCAUUCCUGCUGCACAGGAAUUUAGUCGAAACCCAUUUCACCAGGUUCGCUUCAUCAGCCGGCACUUCUGAAAGCAUCUGAUACGUGUGAAUGUGUGGAACAAUCUGAAUGAUUCGGAGAUCUACGUUUCUCGACGAAUGAAUGAAUUGUACAAUUUUCACUCUCUCUAAACACUCAUUCUGUCUUCCUUCGGUAAAACCCUGUGUGUCACCAUACGUUCCCAUAUGAAGACACGAAGGACACGUUUACCUUUUUUCAGCUCUUUAUUCUGGCUGCUUUGCUGAAUCAGUUUGUAUUUAUUUCAAACAACCCGAGUCUGCUGUGUGAUUUUUUUUUUUUUUUGUGUUUUUUCUUUUCCUCAUGUUCCCCAUCUUUUUUUAAGCUAUUGUUGUGGGAUUUCCCCCCUUUGGUGUAUAUUUUCAGAUCUAUAAAGAGAAAAUAUUAAGUUUAAGGUUUUCCUAUUUUGAUUGGUGGGGGUUUGGGAAAGGGGCGGGGCACUGUGUAUUUCUAUCAAGCUCUGGAAGAGUAUAUUAUGUAAAUCAGUUGUGUGUUUGAGAGUGAAGUAGUGCCGGAGCACAAGACUUCAUGAAGAAAACACUACUGCCGCUGGAGACACUAGAGACUACACUUUACCUCGAGAGACGCUGCCAUCGUCAGACUAAUGUGUGAUUCUAGGACAAACGAGAAAUCGAGGCUUGAGCCGAUCAGUGUAGUACUUCCCACCAUUCAUCUGUGGUUGUGCUUUUCAGUUUCUCUCUCUUUUAACGUCUGGUUGAUGUCGACUCAGACGUCUGUCUGCCAGGGUUCAGAGAAGCUUUGCCUCUACGUCCAGAUUGUCUUUGACCUUGAAAUCAUCAUUUCUGUGCUGCCCACCAAUCCGGUGUUUUCGUUAUGCUUUAUUUUUAGUCAUUUUUAAAAUUACCUGUUAAAUUAAUCCAACUGUACUGGUAAAAACAAAGAGAUGUGUAUGGCUUUUCCCUCUCAAAUAAAUGCAUGUAAUGACAAAA
Molecule: messenger RNA, 5479 nt
Organism: Carassius gibelio (silver crucian carp)
Lineage: Eukaryota; Metazoa; Chordata; Actinopteri; Cypriniformes; Cyprinidae
Product: protein phosphatase 1 regulatory subunit 37
Exons: 13
Coding region: 951-3992 (1013 amino acids)
Molecular function (GO): protein binding
Source: RefSeq, a predicted model, not a curated record